GCACGGGAACCGGAGACGCAGCGGCGAGGAGGAGCGACGGGCCGCGGGAGUUCCCCGAGCGCUUCGCGUCUUCACGUCUAGCGGCGGACAUGGGCCCGCUGCUGCGUUCGGUCUUGCUGCUCGCCGCCGUGUGCGUGAGCGUGCGCGUUUACCUGGAGACGGCUCGGACCGACGCACCGGCGCCGCCCGCCCGGACCGGGAGGGCCCCCGAGCCCGCGGAGAGGAGCGAUGAAGACUCGCCCGGACGGCGGCUGACAAAGGUGCACCGGUGGCACGUUGAGUUGCAGCCGUGGGCCGGACAAAGUCGCUCUCUGGAGGAGGAAGCAAAGCGCUUUCUUCCGUACAUCACAACUCCUCAAGUGUCCUGCACAAGUCCCCAUGUGGACCCAGAUCGUGGCUGGGCUGUAUGUCUGGACCCAAAGUACAGUCUGACUCGCAGCAUGCGACACAAGCACUGCAGGGUUUACUCUUUUGGGUUGGGGCCAGAUGACCGUAAUCUGGAACGAUACCUCGCGAGAUCGGGGUGCGAGGUCCACUGCUUCGAUCCCAGUUUGAAGCAGGCGCACCAGCAGCGCAACGCAAUGUGGCUCCACCGCCUGUCCGUAGACUGGAGGGAUCCCAACCCUGCUGUCAGUGCCCAGCGUCAGUACACAAAGAAACUGGCCACCAUCCUCAACGACUUUGGUCACAGACGGGUGGACGUACUGAAAGCAGACAUGGAGAGUGCAGAGUGGAAGAUUCUGGAGAACUUAAUCCUGGAAGGAGUUCUGGCCUCUGUCGGUCAACUGCUUUUGGAGGUUCACCUCCACUGGGCGGGUUUCGAGGUGCCGGGGGACGACCCUUCCGUGGUACGCUAUUGGUUCAGCUUGCUGAAGGAGCUGGAACAUGCCGACUUUCGCCUCUUCCGUGUGCACAGCGACCCGGCGCAACCGCACAUCUUUCUGCGCAAGAACGUCCUCAACGCCAGCAGCGCCUACACCUUUGCGUGGGUGAACACACGGCGGACGCCCUGAAGUGGGUCGGACUGACGAAUAAGUGGAUUUGAAAACAAGCUGGCACAAGCACCUCUCGGAGCUCAGACUGACCUUUGUGCCAACCUACUUAUCAGCCGGUUCCAUUUCUCCUGGCCCACACUGACCUUCGCCAUGAAGUCUCCGCAGGCUGUGUAUUCUACUAUCCCAUCUGCUCGCUGUAGGUCAACUUCUUAGUCGGUCGACCUGAGCUCAGUUAAGCCCACAGUAACUCACGGCCAGAAGACCUUUCUUCUAGCCCGAGUUUAUGGAGACCAGAAGAGACCAACGUUGCGGGAACACAAAUGUGCCAAGUGGUAGGCGAGCGAUAGAUACUGCCGCAUGAACUCCAUUUUUAUUCUGUCGGGAGAACUUAAGGAGCCACAUGAAUCACAAGAGGAGAGGGCACCGUGGCUCGAUCCUGAACGAUUAAGUCGAGAACCCUUCCAUCAUGUUGGAAGACGCCGGUAUGAGAAAAGACAAUACAAGACCUGCCGUAUGAGGGAGGCGAGCGUUACAGUGUUGAGCCUCAAGAGUCGGGUUACCACACCAAAGACUUAGUCUGCACAUUAAACACAAGCCUACAAAAUGAAUGACAGCUAUGUUAAAACAAGAAAUAAAAGAGGGCAACCAAGGACUAUCUUGACUGUGUUUUGAAAUGAAUAAUGAUAAAAACAGAUGAUGGGUAAAAUCGAUGGACAGUUUAUUAUUUCCACA
Messenger RNA from Phycodurus eques (leafy seadragon), 1727 nucleotides. Its product is annotated as probable methyltransferase-like protein 24. The record is from RefSeq and is a predicted model, not a curated record. Bases 90 to 1013 code for a protein of 307 amino acids. The transcript has 5 exons. NCBI's taxonomy places the organism in Eukaryota, Metazoa, Chordata, Actinopteri, Syngnathiformes, Syngnathidae.